CCCCCACCCCAAGAUAUCCGCCCCUGCUUAGAAGUGCUUAAAACCCCUCCGAGCCGACCCUGAACGCAGCAGCAGCCUCCAGCCGGUGGAUGAGGAAGACUCUUUAAAAACUCCUGAGUUCACAACCCGAGGAACCAUCAGAGGAACCAGCAACAAUGAAUGUGGCCCAUGAAAUAGAUUUGCUGGUGCAGGAGAUUCAGCGGCUCGGCAGUAAAAAUGAUCUCGGUCAAACUACCGUGAAGUUCGGCGUGCUGUUCAGCGACGACCGCUGUGCCAACAUCUUCGAGGCGUUGGUGGGCACCUUGAGAGCUGCCAAGAGGAAGAAGAUCAUCAGCUUCGAGGGCGAGCUGCUCCUGCAGGGCGUCCACGACCAGGUCGACGUCGUCCUGCUGCAGGAAUGAGACGGAAAUCUGGACCAGGCGCUUUUCUACAGCAACUGUGGGUCUCACUGAAUCCUUCCAAAUUCUGAGCUUCUUGCCCCUGAGCUUCUGUUUCCAGUCAUCCUCCUCCAUGUUCACGUGCUCAAUAUUUGAACUCAAAACGCACAGAUUGCACCUCACAGUAUGCCACGUUGAGCAGACCCAGCUGCCAGGUCGGCAUAUUUGAGAGUUUUCAUGGGCUGGCAAACAGCCACAUUCAAAGUUUAAAAUGACUAAUAUCCUUGCUAUCAACCACGGGUCUGUGAUGUCACAAACGCACAAAUUGGGAGUGUUAUAGUUUUUGUAACGCAUUAAUUCAGGGUUUUCGGGUUUAUUUUUGGGUAAAUUACAGUAUAUGGUAAUUAUCACAACGAAAUGCCACUUUUACC
Molecule: messenger RNA, 808 nt
Organism: Pleuronectes platessa (European plaice)
Lineage: Eukaryota; Metazoa; Chordata; Actinopteri; Pleuronectiformes; Pleuronectidae
Gene: abracl
Product: ABRA C-terminal like
Exons: 3
Coding region: 156-401 (81 amino acids)
Biological process (GO): regulation of actin filament-based process
Source: RefSeq, a predicted model, not a curated record